GCGCAUUAUUUUCCAGCAACCCCCUCAAAAAACACCCACCAAAAGACAAUCCCGACAGCUUUCGAUGAUGGCCGCAGAAAAACGCGCGCGCGCCGAAUCGGGCGAUUUCGGUUCUUCGCAGAUGGUGGUGUCCAAGAGGCCCAACCUAGGAGGAGAGAGCAAGGCUGUGGCUAGAGUCAAUGGAUCUGGCGGGAAUGGGGCACUCAUUCAAGCGGUAUGCUAGCCUAGCAAAUACAUAGUACUCAAGCUGAAUGCUAAGCUUCAUUGAAAGGCGCUGGACUGAUCAAAAUGGGAAUAGGGACCAAGAACGACUGCGCUUCAAGCUCCGGUGAUGGAAUUGAGUGGCCAUACGGGCGAGGUCUUUUGCGCAAAGUUCGACCCCAAUGGGAAUUAUAUUGCUUCAGGAUCUAUGGACAGAACGAUUUGUAGGCUUUUAUUCACUCGACGACCAUGAGAAUGGAUUCUAAUAGCAAUAGUGCUUUGGCGAACCUUUGGCGCAUGCGAAAACUACGGUGUCUUGACAGGUCACAAGGGCGCGGUACUAGAUUUACAUUGGUCGCGAGACUCGAGGGUAUUAUUUUCAGCAUCAGCGGAUAUGCACCUGGCUAGCUGGGACUUGGAAAGUGGAACGAGAAUAAGAAGGCAUGUAGGCCACGAGGAAGUUAUCAACACCAUGGAUAUCAGCAAGCGUGGAGAGGAACUUUUGAUCAGUGGUUCGGAUGAUGGAUAUAUUGGAAUUUGGGAUCCUCGGACGAAAGCUGCCGUUGAUUUUCUGGAGUCGGAAUUCCCAGUCACAGCAGUGGCCCUGGCUGAAGCUGGAAACGAGAUAUAUUCAGGCGGGAUUGACAACGAUAUUAAAGUAUGGGAUGUGAGGAAAAAGGCAGUGGUAUAUUCCAUGCUGGGACACACCGAUACCGUCACAUCUUUACGAGUCUCGCCUGAUUCACAAUCACUGCUUUCCAACUCCAUGGACUCUACAGUUCGAACAUGGGAUAUUCGACCUUUUGCGCCAACCGAAAGACGUAUUCGAACGUUUGAUGGAGCCCCAUCCGGAAUGGAAAAGAAUCUCAUUAAAGCCAGCUGGGAUCAUGACGGAAAGAAGAUUGCGGCUGGUGCUGGAGACGGAACUGCAGUUGUUUGGAAUAGUCAGACGGGCAAGAUGCUAUACAAAUUGCCGGGGCACAGGGGGACUGUCAAUUGUGCAGAACUCUCUCCAUCAUCGGAUCCGAUUAGUAAGUAUUUCCGGUCUGGCCCUUGGAGUUUCGGCUAACACACUCCAGUUCUUACCGGUUCCUCUGACCGAAAUCUAUUGCUGGGGGAGCUCAAGUGAUAGCCUUCUUUUGUGAUGAUUAUUUUACUUCCUCCGCGAAUCAAGCUUGAGAAGUUAGAGAGGACCAGGGUAAUGUGCAUAUUUCCCAGUAUCUUACUCCCAAUAGACGGAGUGAAGGGCGGAAGUAAAGUAAAGGCGUUUACAUCGGAAUCUCUUGCAAGUAACCAGAGUUACUUUCUCCUUCUAAUCAAAAGAAGUCCACCGAGAUAUCCCACAAUAACACAGGUACUCUUACUUCCGAGCCGGGGACUUAUUACUUGUACUUAAG
This is a messenger RNA of Hymenoscyphus albidus, 1598 nucleotides long. NCBI's taxonomy places the organism in Eukaryota, Fungi, Ascomycota, Leotiomycetes, Helotiales, Helotiaceae. The record is from the annotation of a GenBank genome assembly.